This is a messenger RNA of Pecten maximus, 1049 nucleotides long. Its product is annotated as tripartite motif-containing protein 45-like. Gene Ontology annotation, molecular function: zinc ion binding. The coding region runs from base 6 to 1049 and encodes 347 amino acids. The record is from RefSeq and is a predicted model, not a curated record. The transcript has a single exon. NCBI's taxonomy places the organism in Eukaryota, Metazoa, Mollusca, Bivalvia, Pectinida, Pectinidae.
GCUAAAUGGCGAGUAAAUUGACUAUUCGCAAGGCACAGGUACACGUGCCGUACACGUGUGCGUGGUGUGAUAGUGAACAUGACGUGAACUGGUACUGUAAUGACUGCCAGGAGGCUUUGUGUGACAAAUGUAAGGAGACCCAUCAGCGUGCGAGGAGGACAAGGAAUGACGAAGUUGUACCGAUAAAACAGGCGAACAAACAAGGCGAGGCGGUACUACCAGAGGUAUGUAAGGUACACCCCGGUAAAACAUGCGAUCUGUUCUGUACAGAGUGUAACGUCGCCAUCUGUUUAAUGUGUUUUACAUCGAACCACAAACAGCACGCAUUCAAACAUUUCGAAUACGAAAUUAACACCCAGAAACAUUACAUGCGUGAGCAGUUGGAAACGUUGAAAUAUAAGUUAGUUCAAUUCAAUGAGAAGUUAUCAAACCGUCAGAAAGAUAGCACAACAUUCAAAGAAAGUGUCGAUAUUAUCUGUAAAGAUGUCAAAGAGCAAGGAACAAAGCUGAAGGCAGAAAUAGAUUCUAUAGUGGACAAUGUCCUUGCUGAAUUAUCAUCACUGGUUGCUGAAGAAGACAAACUCCUCCAACAGGAUUGUGAGCAUGAUGAUAAAAGUGUUAAACAAAUAAAGCAGCUGGUCGAAGAAGUGGAGCAGCAGUCGGGAAAUCCAUCAAGUGAAACUUUGCUUGAGCUGACGGGGAGACUUAGGACCACUAUACCACUUCAUGACGUUACUGGUACGAGUGUACUACCACGUCCACUAAGCUUUGAAACCGGCCAAAUUAAUACAGACCAGUUGAAAAAUAUGAUCGGAUAUGUUCAGACGGGGAGUAAGAAGGAUUCUACACCAAAGUGUGAGAAGAAGGAAAUCAAUAACCAACAUGUCCGUAAACUUACUACAUUCCAAACCCCUCAAAACAAAUCCAUAUGUCCAAUAGACGACACCUAUGCAUGGGUAUCAAGGUUUGACUGUCUGGACCUGCUCCGAGUCAAUAAAAAGGGAAACGUCACAGAGACUGUAAAGCUUGAUUUAACUCUGGAAUACUGA